AUGGAAGAGGGUGCCUUUUUGAAAUAUGGCGAGCGCCAAAUUCGGGGAAUCUUCCGUAUGAAUUGGAUGCUUAAACCAGUAACUGCUGUCCAGUGCAAGGUUGAACAGUCUACGCUUGAGAUAGCCGAUCUCCCGUGGUAUGAGUCGGGAAAAGACGAUAUCUCUGCCAGUACUAUGAACACGUUGGAGCUUUUUGAUCUCCCAUUCCGGGAGGACUACCAUGCUUUGAUAGCUUGGUGUUACACGUCUACUGUUAUUUUCAACAAUAAGAGUAUGUUUGGAGGGCUCGUUUCAGAUGGCCUUCUAGUUAUCGAGAAGAUGUUCAGAACGGAUACAGGGGCUCAUAUGUCUGAUGUGGCUCUGGCAAUGUACCGGAAUUUCUAUGAGAUAAAUAAUUUGAAACAGAUUCUUUUCUGUAACGUCGUCAAUACUGAUACUGUUGACUUCUUUAUGGAGGAUCUCUACACUGAGAAGAAUGGUCUCGAUUUUGCGGGACUGGCUGGUGUUCAGAAUUGGCCAUAUGGCACACCAGAAUACCUAGCUCUUCUGACGACCCCCAUCUGCUCGGUGGCAGUGAACAUAGUUCUCGGAGCGUGGCCCCGUGGCACUCACUAUGUUUCCAAUAUUCAGACCUGUCUGGGGGGUCGCAACGGGGCCGGAGAGAUGAACAUCAUGGUGGAGAUUGAUGAAAUACCCGCAGAUCUGGUCAAGAUGCCUAAGCUGGCCAAGGAGACCAAAGCUGCUCUGCUCGAAGCUCUUGACAUGGAUCCUAAUAUCUUAGACUCUGAGUCGAGCAAGGCUUCAGAGGGGUCGUCGUCAUCAGAGCCCUUGGCAAAAAGGAAGAAGGCAGACGAGUCUAAGAAACGUAAGGUAGAAGAGGAGUCAGAGGCGGGCCCAGCAAAGAAAAGGGCAACAAAAGCAUUAGCGGAGGAGGAAAGUCAAGAAAUGGAUGUGGAUAUGGAUGUGGAUGUAGAAGGAGGAAAUGAUCCGAUUUACAAGCCGGGACCGGCGCCGAAGCAGGCCAAAGGGAAGGGCCGAGGGCCGAGGAAGCCUCCGGUGCCAAAGAAAGGCGGCAAGAGAUAA
This is a messenger RNA of Penicillium pulvis, 1083 nucleotides long. RefSeq lists its product as uncharacterized. The record is from RefSeq and is a predicted model, not a curated record. The transcript has a single exon. NCBI's taxonomy places the organism in Eukaryota, Fungi, Ascomycota, Eurotiomycetes, Eurotiales, Aspergillaceae. Bases 1 to 1083 code for a protein of 360 amino acids.